Messenger RNA from Ricinus communis (castor bean), 1127 nucleotides. RefSeq lists its product as uncharacterized. NCBI's taxonomy places the organism in Eukaryota, Viridiplantae, Streptophyta, Magnoliopsida, Malpighiales, Euphorbiaceae. The transcript is spliced from 2 exons. Bases 522 to 866 code for a protein of 114 amino acids. The record is from RefSeq and is a predicted model, not a curated record.
UUCUUUUUUUCUUUAAUAAAAAGAGCUGGACUUCAAGCUGGAUGUUUAUCCAAAUUGAGUUAUGCAUCUUGCAGUGAUGAUCUCAUUUCUUUUGGUAUCACAUCACCUCUAGCUGUUAGUGACUUUUGAACUUCCCUUAUCUUGAGGCUUUAAAUAUCCAGAAACUGGCCCAAGAUUUCAAGAAAACGAAAACGAACAAAAAAAGGAGCUCUUUAUAUUACCCAAUCAAAGGUUUUCAAAACGAUGUAAGAUAAAUUUUUCAUUCAUUGACAUAUAAUUGGUCCGACUUGAACAUUUUUUGUCUCCAUCAUCGGCUUCGCAUGAUCCAUAACAGCAAAAUAAAAAUAUCCAUUCAUUGACCCAUCACUCUUCUCAACACCUCUGCACCACACAAAUUUUAUUCCCUGCACAGCCCCUCCUUGCGUUGUCUGUGUCUUUGGGUCCGUGUGUAUGCAUGUGCGCCUGCAUGUAUAUUCCAUCGGCUCGCUGUAUACAGUUUUUCAGGGAUCGAAAAACAUACCAUGAGACUCCUAAUAUCAUUAGUUCUUUUGAUCUCUCAGUUGAUCCUUACUGCUUCAGAAAAUGCAUCAUCAUCAGUAACCGAAUUCAAGCCGGUUGAACCAACUGGGUACCGGCUAAUUGAGACAUCGAUGAUGAUAACGGCGUUGGCGAAUGAUACUGCGCGACGACGAAGGUUAGCACCCUUUCAGUUGUGCUUGCUGUGCAAGUGCUGUGCUGCACCUGCUGCAACCACAUGUUCUACUAUGCCUUGCUGCUUUGGUAUCGAUUGCCAGCUUCCUAAUAAGCCUUAUGGGGUUUGUGCUUUUGUACCCAAGACAUGUAAUUGUACCUCUUGUGCCGUUUAAUGCUUAAUUUUUCAUUUAAAUUAUUUUUCUUCCCAAUUCCAACUGUACUCAGAUUCUCUGCCAUUAGAGAUGUUAGUUACUGUAUAAAAAAAAAAUAGUUGCUGAUAUUGAUAGCAAUAUAUAAGGAUUGUACAUGAAGAUUUUCUCUAGUUCUUUCUUGCUAUUAGAAAUCAGUGGAUCUUUGAUUUCCUUUUUGGUGAAUUUGAGGAUUGUAUUGUCAUAGAGAUAUGAUGUUCAAUUAGGAUUUGUUCUUCAAUAUUU